AUGGCAUCUGCCAGACAAGUCGGAAAAAUGGCGUCUAAAAUGAAAGCGGCCGCCGCAAAAGUCACUUUACAGCCAUAUUUUAAUUUAACAAUACCCGCACAACAAGCUUCACCAGCUCCUCCUUUGGGACCUAUUUUAGGACAACACUCAUUAAAUAUUGCUCAGUUUUGUAAAGAUUUUAAUGAUAGAACAAAAGAUUAUAAAGAAGGUAUACCAUUACCAUGUCAUGUUUAUGUUAAACCAGAUCGCUCAUACGAACUUGUCUUUUAUUCACCUGAAACUGAUUAUUUAUUAAAACAAGCUGCUGGUUUAAAACGUAGUGCUUUAAAACCAGGGGAGGAACCAGGUGGUCGUAUUUCAGUGAGACACAUUUAUGAAAUAGCUAGAAUUAAAAUACAAGAUGAACCAUAUCAAGGUCUACCAUUAGAAACAAUAUGUCGUGAUUUAGUUUAUCGUGCACAAGUACUAGGAAUAGAAGUUGUUAAAACUAUUAAUGUUGAUGAACAUAAAAAAUAUAUGGAAGAUUUAAGAAUUCUUCAUGAACGACAAGCUAAAGAAAUCGAAGAAGAACAGCAAGCGAAAUUGCUAAGAGGCGCUACAGCAACGGCUACAGGAAAAAAAUAA
Didymodactylos carnosus is the source of this 624-nucleotide messenger RNA. Lineage: Eukaryota; Metazoa; Rotifera; Eurotatoria; Philodinida; Philodinidae. The record is from the annotation of a GenBank genome assembly.